AUGAUUAAUGGUCACGCACCUCUGGUGCUCCCACAACGCGUCUUCGAGAUGGUCUUGGUUCUCUUGGAAAGUCCUGGGCAUAUGGCCUAUCCUCGAAAUGAUUUGCUUUUCGCAAACGGACUUGGCAUGGAUGACGAGUUCAAUUCUACCCGCAGCGGCGGCCUCCUCUUCAGCAAAACAGCCGGCCGGCGGGCCGAUUUUGAAAUUCAAACACUGCAGCGACAAGACACCUUUGCCGCCCUUGAUCUCGGCCUCUCGUCGUCGUCGUCAUCAUCAUCGCCCAUUCUCUUGAAAUUCUUCGAGCCCGCUUGA
Pyricularia grisea is the source of this 312-nucleotide messenger RNA. RefSeq lists its product as uncharacterized. NCBI's taxonomy places the organism in Eukaryota, Fungi, Ascomycota, Sordariomycetes, Magnaporthales, Pyriculariaceae. The record is from RefSeq and is a predicted model, not a curated record. Bases 1 to 312 code for a protein of 103 amino acids. The transcript has a single exon.